AUGAUAGUAAGGCUCGAUCGGCUCACUACAAGGGGGUUGGGCAAGAGAAGAGGAAAGCAGAAUCGGAACUAUGGGAAGCUAUAUAAUGCUCCAGCUGAUAUAGGUAAACAAAGAGUUGUUGAUGGUAAGAGGACAAGUGGGGGAGGUGCUCCUACUCCUCUUAAGUUCUAUAGGUGCGAGAAUGUGAUGACUUGCUACAACUAUGGUGAACCAAGAUAUAUCAGCACUCAUUGCCCGAAGCCUAAGAAAGCUUCAACUGGAGGAAAGGUGUUCGCUCUGACGGGGACUCAGACUUCCAGUGAUGAUAGGUUGAUUAGAGGUAUAUGUUAUAUUAAUAAUACGCCUUUGAUUUCUAUUAUCAAUACUGGAGCUACUCAUUCUUUUAUUGAUGCUGACUGUGUGAAAAGGCUAGGCCUUGUUGUGUCUUAUAUGAGUGGAGAAAUAGUUAUCGAAACUCCUGCUAAAGAUUUUAGCAUUGAUCUUAUGUUCUUUCCAUUAGAGAAUCUUGAUGUUACCUUGGGGAUGAACUGGUUGGAGAUUAAUCAUGUUCAUAUCAAUUGGUAUAACAAGUCGCUGCAAUUUACUGCUCCUGGUGAGGAGGAAGAAGCUAGCUUUUUGUCUUCUAGAGAUUUGAAGGAGAUUUUGGAAGAGGAAGCUCAGGUGUUUGGGCUAUUCGGAGCGUUAUCUACUAAGAUUCAGGCGGUGACUGAUGAAUUGCAGGGUGUUACAUUGUGGUAUCAGAGAUGGUCGGUAUGUCCGGCCAAAUUGUUAAGUCAAUGUGGUGUUACAGUUGAAUACUUUCGAUGUUUCUUUUUAACCAUUAUUGUUGUUGUUGGUGUGGAACAAAAAAAGGAUGGAAGAAAGGAAGUUGUUAUUGAUGCUGCUUUGCUGGUUGUUGCUCAAGUUGUGCAGAAUUAA
This is a messenger RNA of Lathyrus oleraceus (garden pea), 918 nucleotides long. RefSeq lists its product as uncharacterized. The record is from RefSeq and is a predicted model, not a curated record. Lineage: Eukaryota; Viridiplantae; Streptophyta; Magnoliopsida; Fabales; Fabaceae. Bases 1 to 918 code for a protein of 305 amino acids. The transcript has 4 exons.